Molecule: messenger RNA, 1194 nt
Organism: Bacillus rossius redtenbacheri
Lineage: Eukaryota; Metazoa; Arthropoda; Insecta; Phasmatodea; Bacillidae
Product: coiled-coil domain-containing protein 134-like
Exons: 5
Coding region: 418-1107 (229 amino acids)
Source: RefSeq, a predicted model, not a curated record
GUUCCCAAGGUAAAUAACGUAAAAACAAAAGCGAAAAUGAUAAUAGAUCUAGAUUGUUGUGACAAUAUGUUUGUGCUUUAUACGUUUUUUCUUUCUUCAUUAGUACUUCAAUAAUUCAUAAUUACGAUAUGACAAUAUUACUAUAUAAAAUGAAUUUAAACCGGGUUUUUGAAAAAAUAAUGCGAAAAACCUCCGAGUGAAAAAACUUUAAUAAAUGGUGUACGAGUGGUAAGCUUGUACGCAUCAACACGUGUUUAUUUUACAAUACGUUGACAUAAACUAGUAAAGGUUAGGUGCAAUUCCUUAUGUUAAUGCACAUGCGAAUGGAAUAUUUCGAAAAAUAUUUUAAUUUUUGAGUAACUAGAAGCAAUACUUAUGUAGUGGGCUUGUAUAUUUUUUCUGUAUGAUAUUAAUGUAAUGGAAUACCGUAUUCCUUUGGCCGUAUCAUUUUGCUGUUUUACCCUCGUCAUCUCAGAAUUUGAUAAGACAGCCAAAGAAAGCGAAGAUGUUAACGAAGGAUCUAAAUCAGCAGAGCAACUCUUCACUCGGUUGUUCAAGCACAAGCGGGCAGAGCAGCUGGAUGCGGUGAAGAGACUGGUGGCCUUGGAACGCAGCGACAAUCAGCACAAGAUGGUGACGCUCAUUGCGGAGAAGGUGUUCAGCACUAUACAGAGCAGUCGAGCCGUUCUUGAAGGGUCUGGCUACAUUCCGGGAAGCAGCGCCUUUCCGGAGGAAGAAAAUACUAGAGAUGCGCUGGCCAAGGUCCUGGAGAACACGGCGCUGUUCGGGGACCUGGUGCUGCGUCUGCCCGGCGCGGCGGCGCAGGUCCUGCGCUCGCGGCACGAGUGGGAGGUGCUGUACCACUGGAGCCUGAGCUUCUCCAGCCAGACGUCGCUGCUGGACACCGCGACGCGCAAACUCGUCCACCUGGUGGAGCAGGAACUAAAUAUUACAGAACGCAGUCCAAACUACAUCAACCCGUACAGGAAACAGCAGAAAAAACAAGAGAAACUUGACAGCAGUGAAGAGAAGAAACGAAAAAGUGAUAAGAAAGCAAAGGAGAAGAAAAGAAAGAGAGGUCCGAGAAUCACAUUGGGAGAGUUAUGAUCAGUGCUCUGUGUAAAUAAUACGGACAGGCAAUGCUGUGAUACAUAUGUUGUUGUGGUUGUUGUUUAUUAAAAAGUCAAUAAUGUC